CUCACGACGUUUCAGUCCUGCAGUGGAUGCAUUAUAUGCAUCAGGCUCUGUUCUACCGUGGCUUCAAUAUGAAAUGUGCGACAUAACGUAAUUUCCACACCAUGUCUCGCUUCGUGGAUGUGUCCACUGCGCUCUCUGCGCAGGGCAGAGUAAGUGUCAUUGGCGUCGUAGUCGACGUCUUCGGUGGGAUUUGGAAGUCUAGAGGCUCAUCCAGCUGUAUCACCUUUACCAUCAAGGACUCAGGUCUUGACAAUGGACAUACAUGGGACGGGUUGAAAAUCAAAUAUUUCAAAGACAAUGAGAGCCAUUUACCUCCCGUCCAGGUACGCGAUGUGAUCCUAAUACGAGAUCUGUGGGUAAGAAAUUUCAAAGGAGACCCUCUUGGAGUCGCUGCCCAGGAUAGAGAAGUACCCUGGGCAAUCUUUCGCUUGGACCCGGAUCCCACGUCUAGUCCUGCACCCCUUUGUGGCCCUACACACUUUGAGCCAUCGCCUUCGGAGAAGAUACAUGCUCUAAAUCUGAUGAAUAGCCUCCCUGCGGUCGAUGGCUUCCGCAAAGCCCCAGCGCAGGAUACUCCGCGUGGUUCCUAUAUUGUCCAGGCUGCAAUUCCAAAUUCCAAACCUUAUCCGCACAAGAAGCUCUCACUUGUCAAGGAUAUUGUAGAACGAAAUUAUGUUGACCUUGUGGGGGAAAUUGUCAAGAUCUAUACCAACGACAGUGAAAAGGUCGUCCUCUAUUUCACCGAUUACACGGCCAACGAUGGUCUCGAAGACCGCCAAAUAGACGAUGCCGGUGACAAUGGCUUUGGCACCGAGGGAGAUAUCUACGGCUAUCAAAAAAGACCCAAGAAGAAAUGGACAGGACCUGUUGGACGAAUGACCCUCUCAAUCACCCUCUGGGAACCCCAUGCAUCGUAUGCGCGCCAACACCUAAAGAAUAACGAUCUCAUCCAGCUAUACAAUGUGCAUGUCAAGCGCAGCCGCAUCAACGGGAUCUUAGAGGCCAGUGUUCACACAAACCGCACGAAUCCAAAUUCAGUGAAUGUACAUACCUUGGACCGUCGCAAAGAUACAUUUGUCGAGCAAUUUCUACAGCGUAGGACGGAAUACUGGAAAGCGAAUCCUCGGAAGCGGGAACCGGAAAACGAAGCCCAGCAAGUCCCCAAGAGAAGCACCAAGAAACAGCGAAAGAGAGCCGAAAAGGUGGAAGAAGGCCAAGUUCCCAUCACGGCAGCAAGCAGCAAGCGAUAUGCACCAAAUGAGAACAUCAUAGCCGGCAAUCCGUCUGUUCCUACAAUGUCCCUCGAAGCGAUCCUCUCCAACAAACUCCAUGACAACAUCUCAUAUGACAACAUACAGUACCGCUUCCCUUUCCAGAAUUUCUGCUACCGAACCACAGUUCGUGUGGUCGAUUUCUUCCCCCCACGACUGGAAGACUUCUCCGUUCCCGAAGACUCCUCCGGCGAGGGAACCUCCCAGAGAGAUCCCGACCGGUUCAUUAGAUGGGAAUGGCGCUUUUGUCUGCUCGUUGAAAGCAUUCCUCCUCCACCCGCAGGCCAGGAGAAAGAACAGAUGAGGUUAUUUGUAGCUGGCCCGGACGCGGAAUAUCUAUUGGGAUUAACUGCAGUCGAUCUAAGACGAAACCAACACGACCUAAAAGAACUCCGAGAAAAGCUCUUCAUACUAUGGGGCGAUCUGGAGGAGCGUAAAAGAGCGGCCCUGCACGACGGAAAGCAAGACAUAGGUCCAGUUUCAUGCAGACCUUUCAAUUGCUGCAUCCAAGAAUAUGGUGUUCUCUGCAGACAUCGCCCUGAUACGGAGAGCACCACCAUUAAUAACGAAGAUGAUGAGAAUGGCUGUAGUCAUGACGACUGCUUUGGCUGGGAGAGGCGCUUUGCUAUGUUCAUGACGACUAUUUCGUAAUACACUUUUGCAUGCAAUACUUUCUUAUGGGAAUAGCGGUGGUGUUUGCUGUUGUAUACAUAGGGUACUUUGUUUUGCUUUUAGU
This is a messenger RNA of Aspergillus eucalypticola CBS 122712, 2007 nucleotides long. RefSeq names its product telomere-binding alpha subunit central domain protein. Gene Ontology annotation, molecular function: G-rich strand telomeric DNA binding; telomerase inhibitor activity. The coding region runs from base 102 to 1922 and encodes 606 amino acids. Gene Ontology annotation, biological process: regulation of telomere maintenance via telomerase; telomere capping. Gene Ontology annotation, cellular component: chromosome, telomeric region; nuclear telomere cap complex. The record is from RefSeq and is a predicted model, not a curated record. Lineage: Eukaryota; Fungi; Ascomycota; Eurotiomycetes; Eurotiales; Aspergillaceae. The transcript is spliced from 4 exons.